CCAGCAGCCUUUCCCACAGUGACUUAGAGCAAGGUCUCCUAGUGCGCGGGAUCCGAGUGCAGACACACUCGGCCCACAGCUUGCAAGACCUUGGGCGAGUCGUUUGCAUCUUUCUACGUAGGGACAGUUGUGGAAGCUUCCCGCGAGGCAGCUUGACUUAAAGCAAGAAGGCCAUCUUUUAAAGAAAUGAUGAAAAUACAUCAGUUUUGCAAGAUCACUAUCUUGAUUCAUCAUGGAAAAAUGAAAAUGGCCUUAUUCCCCCUUUUUCUUUUUAAUUUUAAAUAGCCAUGGACUCUGGAUAACACCAUUAGUGAAGAGAAUAGAGCUGCCAUUGAGAAAAUGCUGUUGGAAGAAGAGUAUUACUUAUCUAACAAACCAUUUUCAGGAAAAUUCUGGCGUGAUCAAAAGGAAGAUGAUAAAUACGUAAAUAGGGUACAAUCUCCUUCAAAACCAGCCAGUUAUUCAGUAAAGUGGACAGCAGAAGAAAAAGAACUGUUUGAACAAGGGCUGGCUAAAUUUGGCCGAAGGUGGACGAAAAUUGCAAAGCUAGUUAAAAGUCGCACUGUUUUACAAGUGAAGAGUUAUGCCAGACAAUACUUUAAAAAUAAGGUAAAGUGCAGUCUGGAGAAGGAAACAGUGACUCAGAAGAGCAGCUGUGAGCUUCAGAUUCAAAAUGAAGAUAAAAUGACAAAGGCGUGGACAUCACAUUUGAAGGGGCGUGCCGAUCCUAACCUGAAUGCUGUAAGAAUUGAAACAUUAUCUGACGAUGAGGAAGUAGACAUCACAGAUGAGGUGGACGAGGUGACCUCUUCUCGCAGUGGUCUCACUGUAGACUUUCCUGUUAGCAAAAUACAUGAAAGCAGUGAAAGAGGAAUCAUAUGCCUGGAAGGGCCCAUUCCUAAAUCUUCUGGGGAUUGUCCUCAGAACAGAAAGCAAGAGGAAACAGAAGCACUUUCAAGCUUAGAUGCUACUGUGUGGACUGAAAAGCACAGCAACAGUGACAGAAGCCCAGCUGAAUUAAAUGAUCAGAAAUACAGUAGACCUACUGGGAACUGUGAGGGGCAGGGGCACAGUAGAAAUGGACAAACAGGUGAUAACAUAUGGCAGCCUUCUCCAGAGCCUUGUAAGGUUAAGCAAGAUUUGAGCAGGAAUGCAACACAUGUGCAGUCUUCUUGCCAAAUGGUGGAGGAAAGCUAUGAGGAAGAAGAGCUCCAGCCACCUGAACAAGAAGUGGAAAUAGAUAGAAAUACCAUUCAGGAGGAAGAAAAGCAAGCAAUUCCUGAGUUCUUUGAGGGGCGCCAAGCUAAAACACCAGAACGCUAUUUGAAAAUUAGGAACUACAUUUUGGAUCAGUGGAAGCUGUACAAACCAAAAUACUUAAAUAAGACCUCAGUACGUCCUGGCCUGAAGAACUGUGGAGAUGUUAAUUGUAUUGGACGGAUUCAUACAUACCUCGAGUUGAUAGGAGCAAUCAAUUUUGGAUGUGAACAGGCCGUGUAUAACAGACCACAACCAGUUGAUAAAGUGCGGAUUAGAGACAGAAAAGAUGCAGUAGAAGCGUACCAGCUUGCCCAGCGCCUGCUGUCCAUGCGCACAAGGAGACGUAGGGUCCGAGACCCCUGGGGAAACUGGUGUGACCCGAGGGACUUAGAAGGGCAGACGUUUGAGCAUCUGUCUGCUGAGGAGUUAGCAAAAAGAAGAGAAGAGGAAAAAUGCAAACCAAGUAAAUCUUCCAAAGUGUCAAAACAAUCAAAAAGCUCAUUUGAUCCCUUCCAACUGAUACCUUGUAAUUUCUUCAAUGAAGAAAAGCAGGAGCCAUUUCAGGUGAAAAUAGCUUCAGAAGCACUUUUAAUAAUGGAUUUGCAUGCUCAUAUAUCGAUGGCAGAAGUAAUCGGUUUAUUAGGAGGAAGAUACUCAGAAGCUGAUAAGAUCGUUGAAGUUUAUGCAGCAGAGCCAUGCAACAGCCUGAGUACAGGGCUCCAGUGUGAAAUGGACCCCGUGUCACAGACGCAGGCCUCAGAAACUUUGGCUGCCAGAGGCUAUAGUGUUAUCGGAUGGUACCAUUCUCAUCCUGCCUUUGAUCCCAAUCCUUCUUUACGUGAUAUUGACACCCAAGCCAAAUAUCAGAGUUACUUCUCCAGAGGAGGAGCAAAAUUCAUUGGAAUGAUUGUGAGUCCUUAUAAUCGAAACAAUCCACUACCAUACUCCCAGAUUACCUGCUUAGUUAUAAGUGAGGAAAUUAGCCCGGAUGGCUCCUAUCGUUUACCUUACAAAUUUGAAGUACAACAGAUGUUAGAAGAACCUCAGUGGGGCCUAGUGUUUGAAAAGACAAGAUGGAUAAUAGAAAAGUACAAGCUCUCCUAUAGCAGUGUCCCCAUGGAUAAAAUCUUCCACCGGGAUUCUGACCUGACUUGUUUGCAGAAACUUUUGGAGUGUCUGAGGAAAACACUGAGCAAAGUGACCAAUUGCUUCAUUGCUGAGGAAUUCUUAACUCAGAUAGAAAAUUUGUUCCUCUCCAAUUACAAAAGCAAGCAAGAGGAUGGAGUGGCUGAAGAGAAUUGUACAAAGGAGUUGUGUAUGCAAUUAUUUUAAAGGUGACCCGGUAGCUGGUGCAGCAGGAUGCCAAGGCAUGGUUCUGCAUUGUGCCAGCAGAAGAACCAGUAACCCUGACUGCCACAUUGGUAGCCUCACAUCUGUGGGAUGUUGGUAUGUGCCCUUGCACUGGUUUCUCAGUGGGAACUGAGUGAGGGCACCCAAAUGUUUUGCUCACGCACUCUGUGCCCUAACAAUGAUAGCUAGAGAUGAAAUCUAGCAUUGUACAAUGGCAGAAAAAAAACUUCUUUCCCAAAAACCCAGAGAAAAACACAAGUUCAGAUGGAUGUGUGCUUUCUCUUGGUUGAGAGAUUGGUUGAGAGAACAGAUCUAUAUGUCCAGCUUAGUACUACUUUCAUAAUGUUCUUACAAAUGAAUGUCUCUGUAAUGGCCUAGAACUAUCACUGGGAGAAUAAUGUAAUACACUUUUAGCUUAUUAUUUCCCGACCUUUUCUUAAAAGGUUUUAUAUGUGCUAUCCCCCCACUACCAGUCUGUUAUUUUUGUUUCAUGUUGGUUUCAUACAUUUGUGCUUUGUGGCAUUUCCUCUCAGCUACCUUACCUUCUUUCCUGAAACAGGGGAGUUUAUAAAUACCUUGUCUCCACUAAAUCAGGAACAAAUAAGAAUAGCUGAGCAGGGACUGGGCAGAUGGCUCAGUGUUAAGAGCGCUUGCUGUACAAGUUCAGGGGUGAGGACUCAGAGCCCGGUGCCCAUGUGGAAAAUGUGCUUAGACCCCAGCGCUGUGGGGGCAGACAACAGGAAGAUUGCUGGGGCUCUCUGGUCAGCCAGCCUUGCAGAACUCAGGAAGAAACAGUCUGGGUGAAAUAAACCAGAAAAGCAAUUAGAGGAGAACACACGACCUCUUCCUCUCACCUCCUCACAGAGCUUGCAAAUCAGCACGUGCACAAAUAAACAGGGCCCAGAGAAGCGACAAUUAUGGCAAGACUCUCCCAGUUAAACUGGAGAAGGUAAAAUUAACUCAUGAAGCCUGGGUUGGUUUCUUCCUUUGUGUGUGUGAACAUAUUCAUAGCUUUAAGCUUGGGAGGAAAUGCCUCAUUUGUUGUCUUUGAGAUUUCCUAGUAUAAUUUCUUAGGGAUUAUGAAGUCUGUUAAUAAAAGUGGUUUCACAGGUUAUUACAAAACUGCUUGUUGUAGCCUAUAAGUCAUAAAAAGUGUAUUUGGAUUUUAGCAUGAUUUACAUAGAUCAAUUGUAUAUCUUUAAACUUGAGGAUUUGAUGUGUACAGUGUAUAUUGUUUAUAUAUUUACUAGACAAUGCACAACUGUUGAUAAAUAAGCCUUUUUCCCAAA
Messenger RNA from Jaculus jaculus (lesser Egyptian jerboa), 3899 nucleotides. It is a transcript of the gene Mysm1, whose product is annotated as Myb like, SWIRM and MPN domains 1. The record is from RefSeq and is a predicted model, not a curated record. The transcript has 20 exons. Lineage: Eukaryota; Metazoa; Chordata; Mammalia; Rodentia; Dipodidae. Gene Ontology annotation, cellular component: BRCA1-A complex; BRISC complex. Gene Ontology annotation, biological process: double-strand break repair. Bases 340 to 2592 code for a protein of 750 amino acids. Gene Ontology annotation, molecular function: polyubiquitin modification-dependent protein binding; metallopeptidase activity.